This is a messenger RNA of Sycon ciliatum, 3774 nucleotides long. RefSeq lists its product as uncharacterized. Gene Ontology annotation, biological process: DNA integration. The record is from RefSeq and is a predicted model, not a curated record. The coding region runs from base 1 to 3774 and encodes 1257 amino acids. The transcript has a single exon. Gene Ontology annotation, molecular function: nucleic acid binding. NCBI's taxonomy places the organism in Eukaryota, Metazoa, Porifera, Calcarea, Leucosolenida, Sycettidae.
AUGCCCAAGCGGUUCCUCUCCGAUGGGGAGCAGGCCCAAGAGCCGAGGCGGUCGGGACGCAGGAGCGGCGGCAGGACGUCCGCAAGCGAGAGCCUUGGGGACGUUGGACUUGAAGCUGCGAUAUUGCGUAGGACCAAGGAGGCAGCACUGAAGACUGCACGGCGGAUCGCCGCUCUGAAGCAGCAGGAGAUCGACCUCCGAAUUGACCUGGUAAAAAAGGAGCUCGAAGUCGAGCAGGCGAGGGCGGCGGAGGAGUUGGCCAGCGCGAGUAGUGCCGUGUCAGCGCGAAGUUCUGCUGUGGAUACCUCGAGCUCAGAGCCAGAGAGCUCAGAGCCAGAGAGCUCAGAGCCAGAGAGCUCAGAGCCAGAGAGCUCAGAGCCAGAGAGCUCAGAGCCAGAGAGCUCAGAGCCAGAGAGCUCAGAGCCAGAGAGCUCAGAGCCAGAGAGCUCAGAGCUAGAGAGCGAGGAUAUCAAUGGUGGGAGCUGGCCACGCGGCGUGGGAAGUCGUCGUGCGCGAUCGGACGCGGAGGCCAAGCGCAGGCUGGCCAACCACUUCAGUCGAAGUGCCUUCAGCGACGCAGGUGCUGGCGCAGUGGCUCAUCGCAGGCCCGGGUUAGAACAGGGGUCUGGGUCACAGCCUGCACAGCAGCCCAUGCACCCGAACAUGCAACAGCCAGUGCAGCCUGCAGUACAACCCAACACCUCGGCUCCAGUGCCGAGAGCAAGCCUGCUCAAGUAUCGACCUGCUCCAACCCCAGCCCCACGUGCGAAGCCCAGACGUCUACCAGCUAAGCCAGUCCCGUCAGUGCCUUUGCGACUUGGUCCAGUCCAGCAGGCCUUCAAGCCCAAGGGAGCGGGACCCAGCCCACCACCUAAGCCAGUCCCGCCAGUGCCUUUGCGACUCCGUCCAGUCCAGCAGGCCUUCAAGCCCAAGGAAGCGGGACUCAACCCUGCAGCGGAACCCUACUUCCCGCCCACCAGGGCGACCGACCCAGCAGUCGAUUGGGCAGACGGAGCGGCUAUGUUCCAGAUGGGAGUCUGCAGGUCCCUGAAGCCACUGGACCUGCCAAAGUUCGAUGGCAAGAUGCUGUCAUAUGUGAAGUGGCGUCAGCGGUUUCUCCGUCUAGUACACGAGAACCCGCUCUUGUCAGAGGACUAUAAGCUCGCACACUUGAGGGAGGCACUGGCGGACGGAGCGGCCGAGGACCUGAUCGCGGACGUGCUAGACGGCCCGGGCGCCUACUCCGCCAUCAUGGAGGAGCUGGAUCGGUGGUACGGGGGCACAGACCGUAGCCUCGAACAGCAGGAACGCCAGCUCAUGAGCUGGCCGCAGAUCAACACGGAGCGCGAGCUGGAUGAGCUGAAGACGCUGGCCGUCAAGCUGAGGUCCCACGUUGUGACACGGCGCUCCGUCCUCAGCGGCCUGGCGUCGGCGUUCGAUCCUCGUGGGCAAAUUGCACCGUUCACGAUCCGUGCCCGCGUGCUGCUGCAGGACACUUGGUUGCUGGACCAAGCGUGGGACAACGAGCUUCCUCCCACACACGCCAGAAAGUGGAGGGAGUGGUUUGACGAGCUGCCCGACCUGGCCGCCAUCAACGCGCCACGCAGUUUCAAGGCGGCUACAGAGUCCAUCCUCUCCGUCCACACGUUCACGGAUGCGUCUGACCGUGCCAUCGCUGCGGCGACCUACAUCCGCGCAGAGGAUGCAGCCGGCAACGUGCGGGUGACGCUCGCCAUGGCCAAGGCCAAGACAGCCCCGGCUCGUCGGCAGACCAUCCCCCAGCUGGAGCUUCGCGGCGCCGUCUUGGGUCUGCGGACCAGCAGCGAAGUUGGCAACGCUCUGGACAUCCCGGUCGCCGAGCACACGUUCUGGACGGACUCCAUGAACGUGUUGGGGUGGAUCCGCUCGCACAGCCGCAGGUUCAAGGUCGACAUCGGCAACCGCGUCUCAGAGCUACAGAACGCCACGAAGCCCUCCCAGUGGAGGCACGUACCCGGCAAGCAGAACCCCGCCGACAAGGGUACCCGUGGGCUACCAGCGAAGGAGUUGGCGGAGGACCGGGUGUGGUGGCACGGACCCGCAUUCCUGUCGCAGCAACCAGAUGUAUGGCCGCCUGAGAAGUCAGCGUCCACAGAAGGUCUGCCAGGCGUCAUCCAGCGGGAGACCACGUUCACGCUUGCCGUCACGUCAACCACUCGCCUCCAGGCGUCCAGAUACCGCACCUGGGAGCAGCUGCUCAGGGUGACUGCGUGGUGCUACCGGUUUGUCAGCCGAUGCCGCCGCAAGCCGCGCGUCGGCAUGAAGGGGGAGGAUACCAGCAGCGAUCAAGACGUCACCGUUGCAGUGUCGACUUCGCGAGCAGCCAACUCGAACUACCCUACUGUCAACGUGCCAGAGCUGACGGCGGGUGAGGUAGGCCGCACUGAGAGGCACUGGAUACGACAGGCGCAGAAGGACGCGUACGGCCCAACCCUGGAGCGUCUGGCCGCCGGAAAGCCAAUGCAGGCUAGCGACCCGCUGGCGGCGCUAACCCCGACGCUAGAUCAACAUGCUGAACCGCUGAUGGUGGUCGGAGGCCGUUUGAAGGCUGCGAAACACUUGCCAUAUCGUGUACGCUUACCGAUCAUCCUGCCUCAGAAGCACGUUGUCACGCGGCUGCUGAUCGAGAAGGAGGACCGGAGGUGCCGCCACAGCGUGGGACCUCAGCAUCUGCUGUCCAACCUGAGGGAGAGGUUCUGGAUAGUAAACGGUGCAUUAGCAGUCAAGACGGCACGCCAGUCGUGCGUUCCGUGUCGGAAGAACUGGGGUGUACCGGCGGCGCAGAUCAUGGGCGCUCUGCCGGACUUUCGGACUGCCGGGUCUCUCCAACCAUUCUCGCACUGCGGCAUCGACUUUGCCGGGCCGUUCCAGACAAAGCAAGGACGAGGCAGAACCCGAGCGAAGCGCUACCUCUGUCUCAUGACGUGCCUGGAAACCCGUGCCUGCCAUCUGGAGCUCACCUACUCCAUGGAUACCGGGGGGUUCCUCAUGGCGUUCAACCGCUUUGUUAAGCGGCGCGGCACGCCAAGCAUCAUCGUCACCGAUAACGGCUCAAAUUUCGUCGCGGCUGAACGGGAGCUACGAGAAGCCGUGGAGCAGCUCGAUCGCGCAGAGAUCGCGCGCAGUCUCGCUGAUCGACACAUCCGGUGGAGGUUCAACCCACCCAGAGCACCGCAUUUUGGAGGCGUCUUCGAAGCUAUGAUUAAGGCAGCGAAGCGCGCUCUGAGAUCCGCACUGGCCACCGCUGAGCUCACUGAUGAGGAGCUACACACCGCCAUCGUCGCCGCAGAGGACCUCAUCAACUCCCGUCCGCUGACAACAGUCAGUGCCGACGCCGCCGACCUCGAGCCGCUGACUCCGCAGCAUUUCCUCGCAGGACGCUGCGACCCACCUCUGCCGUUGGAAGAGAAACUGAACGCCACAGAGCAAGUCCACCCCAGAGAUCGCUUCGCCGUCGUGCAGCGCACAGUGAAGGAGGUCUGGAGGAGAUGGCUCCUGGAGUUCGUCCCACUGCUGAACCAGCGCAGGAAGUGGCGCAAGACGCAGAAGAACAUCGCUGUCGAUGAGGUGGUGCUGUGUAUCGAGCCCGACACACCCCGGGGCAGUUGGCCACUGGGCAGGGUGAGGCGUGUCUUCCCCGGACCAGACAGUUGCGUCAGGGUGGUGGAUGUUGAGAUCCGGGGCAAGAUCUACCGGCGAGCCAUCCAAUGCCUCAUUCCGCUCCCGGUGGAGUGA